GGCUGCUGGCUAUCAAGACGCGCGUCCAAAGGGCGCCUCUCCGUAUCUGGGCUCGUGGUUCAAAGUGUGCGCCGCGCGCUCCUCUUACAAGGCGAGCGGCGCUCAGCGGACGCAACAGUCACACACCCGCCGUUGGACUCCCAUCUCCUGCCAACAGGCUGUCCGCCAGCGAGCAGAUUGAGCAGUCGACAUGACGACGCCGAGGGAGCGCAUUGGGAUCCAGCUGGCGCCGCUGACCCAGCAGCAGCAGCAGCUGGCGCGCGAGGAGCUGCGGGAGACGCCGGAGAACGUAGCAGAGGCCGUGGUGGCGCUGAGGGAGCUGCUCAGGGCUGACCCGACGCUGCACUACAGAGAUGACGACGACUUCCUCAUCCGCUUCCUGCGGCCAACCAAGUACUACCCUAAGAGCGCCCACGAGCUGAUGAAGCGGGCGGCGGUGUUCAAAGACAAGCACAGCGACCUGCUGCGGAACCUGCUGCCCACGGACGAGCAGGACGCCUUCGUCAACCACACCGUGGUCAACGUGUUGGCCGACCGCGACCACAAGGACCGCCGCGUGCUCAUCGUCAACUGCGGAGGUUCGUGGGACCCAAGUAAAGUGACGGCGUACCAGAUGUUCAAACUGUUCUACCUCAUCCACGAGGGCGCUAUGCUGGAGCCGCAGACGCAAGUGGCCGGCGUCGUCGUGAUAAUGGACUUCAAGAACAUGUCACUCAAACAGGUCCGCGGUCUCUCGCCGUCCUUCUCCAUGCUCCUGCUCUCGUUUAUACAGGAUGCCAUGCCGCUGAGACUGAAGGAGGUGCACAUCGUAAAACAGCCGUACAUUUUCAACAUGGUGUUCGCCAUGUUUAAGCCGUUCAUCAGGGAGAAACUGAGGAACAGGAUGUUCUUCCACGGUGACAAAAUGGAAUCACUGCACAAGCACCUCGACCCCAGCCACCUUCCUGAGGACUAUGGUGGCAAGCUGCCGAAAAUUGACUACACAAGCAAAGACUGGUACCCAGUAAUUUGUGAUAUUACGGAUGAAAUUAAAGAGUGGAACUCGUACGGCCUGGUGCAGCAGAGCAAGUGACGAGUGACUUGCGACAUCCGCCGCAGUAUCGGCCCCUGCGCAGGAAUUUCUCAUUUUGUGUUCAAACAAAUUUAUACAUUCCUUUUAAUGUGAUGUUCCUUAUAUUACUACAUUAAAUAUAUAAGUACUUUUGUA
This is a messenger RNA of Schistocerca americana (American grasshopper), 1207 nucleotides long. RefSeq names its product retinaldehyde-binding protein 1. The transcript is spliced from 8 exons. Bases 191 to 1072 code for a protein of 293 amino acids. Gene Ontology annotation, cellular component: membrane. NCBI's taxonomy places the organism in Eukaryota, Metazoa, Arthropoda, Insecta, Orthoptera, Acrididae. The record is from RefSeq and is a predicted model, not a curated record. Gene Ontology annotation, molecular function: phosphatidylinositol bisphosphate binding.